GUCGACAUAGUUGUAUGUUCUUUGCCGAUGAGAAUCACUUGAUUCUGGAUAUGGUCUUUGACACUGAUUUUCUUUUUACAUAUGACAAUCCUUAUAAUCUGGUGAAAUGCGUUCGUUUUUCAAUAAACCCUCUUGGGCAAGCAGAGGCGACGAGGAAGCAGACUUAGAUUUUUACCGCCGUGCUGGUCAAGUCUAUAAUGACAUCGUCACUACGAACACGAGAGCACAUUCUGCGAGAUUUAUAGGAAAUAAUGGCAGCACAAAACGUCGGCGGUUUGAACAAACCCCAGAGGCGAGCGGGCCCGGAACUGAACCCUGCAACAACCACCAGAUAUCAAAUACUCAGGACCGAGCACUGAAUUCCGGCACCAGCUGUAGUUCUAGUUUGCAAGAGGAUGUCAACAAGAGUGACUGUCAACCCCCAGGAAUGGAAGACACUGGUAAACCUAACACUGCAAAAAUAAUUGAGACCAGCAUGCAAACUCGUGCUCUUGUGGAAAAUGUUCGGUCUACUGAGGAAGACACAGUGACCAUAUCCCCGUGGCCCAUGGAAAGAGGAGAGGAGAAAAAGGUGCAGAUUGCCGGAAACCCGAACGCCAAGCAUGCUCGGACAGACCCCGAUAUUGUCAUGCCUGAUAAAUCCAAUCACAGAGACAAUGAUGCUGUGGUUCAAAUCCUUAUUACUUCGAAAAUUGCGAAUACAAAACCGCUGAUUGUUCGCCGCAAACUGCACCAGCCAUUGAAAGAUGUCCGCCUGGCUUGGUGUCAUCGCCAGAGUCUUUCUAGAGAAAUUCAGGCGUCGAUAUUCUUAACUUGGAAGGGCAAGAGACUGUUUGAUGUUACUACAUGCAGGAGUUUGGGAAUUCACACGCGGGAUGGUAAAGUUGUCAGCACGAAAGAUUAUAAAUCUUUUUUGGUCGAUGAUGAAGAGUUGCAACUUCAUAUGGAAGCUGCAACUGAUGAGAUUUUCAACUUGAACAAUCGACAGUUGUCGCUUGCGACCAAUAAAGGGUCACUAUCAGAGGCAGCGGAUUUAUUGGCUGAGAGUUUUGAUUUGGACACACUUGUCUUAAAAUCUCCAGGUGUUCAUGAUCUGAAGGUACAUUUCAGUCUACAAAUGCGGGUAUCACAACUUAUUACUGCCUUUCGUAUCAAGAGGCAUAUUCCUGCGGAGUGUGAUGUGUACUUGUUAUUCGAUGGUGACCGCUUAGAUCCUUCAUCAACCCUAGCAUCCUAUGAUUUGAUGAACAAUGAUCUUGUGGAUGUGAUAGUCAAAAGAGAAGCUUAGAUCAAGAUUAGUCUGCUUGUAAUAAACAGCCUUUGUAAGGAUAGUAAUCCUUAUAACCCUCGCGAU
This is a messenger RNA of Aspergillus heteromorphus CBS 117.55, 1354 nucleotides long. Its product is annotated as small ubiquitin-related modifier domain-containing protein. Gene Ontology annotation, molecular function: protein binding. Lineage: Eukaryota; Fungi; Ascomycota; Eurotiomycetes; Eurotiales; Aspergillaceae. The transcript has a single exon. Bases 107 to 1288 code for a protein of 393 amino acids. The record is from RefSeq and is a predicted model, not a curated record.